AUAAUAUUAUGAGUGCUUGUUUUAUUUUCUGCAGUGAUCGACGACGGCAGUGAACAUUUGAUGAAAGUCAAUCUCGAUAUUCAAAAAGUGGAUGUGUGCAUCAAAGCAUAUUCUGGUGAUAAGAAAAGUUCCGAACUUAAUGAUGGUGUCAAGGAUGAAUCCAUGAUAUGCGCAGGAAGAUUAGAAGGCGGUCAAGACACUUGCAAGGUGAAGCUGCCGCACACGCGGCCGUGCGUGUUCGCGGUGGUGGGCGUGACGAGCUUCGGGAAGGUGCUGUGCGGCGCGCCCCACGCUCCCGCCGUCUACACGCGCGUCUCCCACUUCGCGCCCUGGAUCGAGGCCGUCGUGUGGCCGGAGCCGGUGGCGUAG
Gryllus bimaculatus (two-spotted cricket) is the source of this 369-nucleotide messenger RNA. The record is from the annotation of a GenBank genome assembly. NCBI's taxonomy places the organism in Eukaryota, Metazoa, Arthropoda, Insecta, Orthoptera, Gryllidae.